Molecule: messenger RNA, 1419 nt
Organism: Metarhizium album ARSEF 1941
Lineage: Eukaryota; Fungi; Ascomycota; Sordariomycetes; Hypocreales; Clavicipitaceae
Exons: 1
Coding region: 1-1419 (472 amino acids)
Source: RefSeq, a predicted model, not a curated record
AUGGGGAUGAACGCACUCCGGGAGGCCAUGGGAUUCGAUGAUGCUCACCCAUUAUCCUUGAAACGACUUGAUUCAGCACCCGAGAACAGACUUCAUGUACAUUACGUCGCCUCGUCAAGCAACGAGGAUCAACUGACUUUAAGCUUGGUUCCUGCUUCGACGAAGAUUCUUCGAUCAGAACAUGCUUCAAUAUCCGCUGAAGCAAUGCUCCUGCAGUGGCUAUCUGUUGGUCAUGUUGGUCUCCUAGCCAAAGAAGGACAGAUUACCCAUGAAGCUUCUGGAGGCAGCAAUUCGGAGGCGAAAUGGUCCAAGCACGCCUCUCAAUUCAAGAAUGCGUUGCCGAGAGUCGUCAAACAAGGCCGAGUCAAGUGUCCGGGUGACGUUGAGUUCCUGUUAACAAAACGGGCACGUGGAGCUCUCCUUUCGUCUCUGGUCGACACUUUGUCUAAACCACAACAAAGAUGCAUUGAUUUUCAAAUUGGACAGCUGAUUGGUGAAUUGUCUGCCUAUCAAUCGCCAAACGGACACUUUGGGGUUGCUUCUGCUGUAUUGAAGGCUGCUGGUAUUCGCUACACCACGUCUACAAGCCCGCCGGUACUGGUACCAACUGAAAAAGUUGUGAACGAUUCUGUGCAUCCUCGGUGGUCCGACGCCUUUUUAUCACUGUUUGAGUCCGUAUUGAGAGAUGCUGAAGAUGUUGCGUUGUCUUUGGAAUACGACAGGCUUCGCUUUCAUGCCGGUCGUUUCAAGAAGAUCCUUGACGAGGUGACGGUGCCUUGCCUGGUGAUUCUCGAUGCUGGCGAAUACGUCAACGUCCACAUCGCCCCAUCUGGCGACUCUGCAACCCAAGAACUCAAAGACUUCAUGCAACGGCAUGGUCAGACACAUUUCGGGACGGAGAAACCUCAGCACGUAGCAGCAGCACUGCUAGAACCAUAUCGACCUGCAGAAAAACAAGCGGACGAUAAACCUGACCCUGUGCCAGCGGCGCCAACUACUACCUGUCACAGCCCGAAUGUACCAAGGGUUAUUGGUGUUCAGGACUGGCACAACAGCGUCUUCGGUGACCCAUUGUUCACAUCCGUGCUUACCAGAAGUAAAAAUACGAAUAUAUGGGAUGGUUUGAUGAAUCAAAAUGGUCAUGUUGAGUCCAAAGCAAUAAGAGAGGCAAUCGGCUUGGCAAAGGACUCCCAGCAUGUGGAUGUGCGGCGGCUGCUGUACGAUUGCUAUCAUUCAGCGACUACGAUAGUAAAGGAAUACUAUAGAGUGACGGUUGACGGCGAUGAUCGGGAGCUCCCGGCUCGACGAAGGCUGUUGCAAGCGAUUGUUAGGUUGGAUGACUUGGACGAUCAGGGUAGAAUGAUACAUCCAAAUCCAUGUUCAGCCCAUCCCAUCGAAAAGCGCAAAAAGUCGGACUGA